CAAUUGCCUGUUUUCAGGCAGAAAAAAGGACUUAUUCAACAACAUUCUUCACACUUUGCUGCAUCGCCAACAUGUUUUGUUUAGUUUACGACAGCGACAGAGUGGCCGCGAUAUAACUGAUCCCGAUUUUUGUCGUGUUUGGCCUGUUUUCACCGUCAGUGUUGUUCGACGAGUGCGUGGAAUUUAGCGGCGCUGCUAUAUAUAUUAAAACCCAACAACAAAGCCAGCUGUCGAUUUAAAGCCACCCUCCGGGAGCCAAGUGGCGAGUAUGGCGCAGCACGAUUGCUCUCAUGUCGCCAGUUCUCAGAAGGCUCUCAUGCUGGAAAUGAAAAGUCUUCAGGAAGAACCCGUCGAGGGCUUUAAAAUAACACUGGUGGACGAGGCUGAUAUGUACAACUGGGAAGUGGCCAUUUUUGGACCCCCCAACACUCACUACGAGGGCGGCUAUUUUAAGGCUCGGAUCAAGUUCCCUAUGGACUAUCCUUAUUCCCCGCCGUCCUUCAGGUUCCUCACCAAGAUGUGGCAUCCCAACAUAUAUGAGAAUGCAGACGUGUGCAUUUCCAUAUUGCACCCUCCAGUGGACGACCCGCAAAGUGGAGAACUACCAUCAGAAAGAUGGAAUCCCACCCAGAAUGUCCGGGAGACAAAAACAAAAUGGAAGAAUUUGGAGUUUUUGCUGUUUUUGGAGAAGAUGCACCGCCGCAACGGUUGCUGAGGUAAAACGUCUCAA
Nerophis ophidion (straightnose pipefish) is the source of this 730-nucleotide messenger RNA. RefSeq names its product ubiquitin-conjugating enzyme E2 R2-like. NCBI's taxonomy places the organism in Eukaryota, Metazoa, Chordata, Actinopteri, Syngnathiformes, Syngnathidae. The record is from RefSeq and is a predicted model, not a curated record. The coding region runs from base 269 to 715 and encodes 148 amino acids. Gene Ontology annotation, biological process: ubiquitin-dependent protein catabolic process; protein polyubiquitination. The transcript has 4 exons. Gene Ontology annotation, molecular function: ubiquitin conjugating enzyme activity.